AUGCUGAGACAGGACCCGUUUGAAAACCUCAUCUCGUUCAUAUGCUCUUCAAAUAACAACAUAUCUCGCAUCACGAAGAUGGUCAAGUCCCUCUGUCAACAUUACUCUCCACCGCUUUUGACGUUGGCACCGCCAGCCACAUCGUCUGGUGAACCCACGUCUGAAGAGCACAGUGCAACAGAUUCAUAUCACCCCUUUCCACCGCCAUCCGUCUUGGCCUCUUCCGAAGUGUCUGCCAAGCUGCGCUCCUUAGGGUUUGGCUACCGUGCCGACUUCAUUCAGAAGACGGCGAAAAUGCUCGUAGAGGCGCAUGGCACUACGAAGGCUGUAGAGGAUUCAUUGGAGCCGUCAGAGAGGUGGCUUCUCACGUUGCGACGAAUGAGUACCUGCGAUGCAAGGGAGGAGCUGCUCAAGUUCAUGGGUGUAGGCCGUAAGGUGGCCGAUUGCAUCCUGCUUAUGAGUCUCGACAAGAACGAGGUCAUCCCGGUCGAUACUCACGUCCACCAGAUUGCAGUCAAGCACUACGGUUUACGGGUGUUGGCAAAGGGGAAGGCCAACAUGACACCAAAAUUGUACGAGGAAGUUAGCACCAAGUUGGCGGCAGUGUGGGGAGACUACGCAGGUUGGGCGCACUCUGUCCUCUUCACCUCGGAUCUCAGAUCAUUCUCUUCCCAUGGACUACCAUCACCCUCACCUACACCCUCAGUUGCUGGGUCACCCCAGAAAACGGCAGGUGCUGGGAGCGUAUCCGACACUGCACGUCCGAGUCCGACCAAACGAAAAAGGGUCAAGGUGGUUCAGCUGGUUAACAAGGGAAGUGGAACGAUCAUAGACCAUCAACUAAACCUUCCGACCGCUGUUGGCUCAGAGAUGGACGACGACCACAUUUUGAGCCUGGCCGAUAGAGUGAAGCGGCGGCGACGGACGAAGAUGGUGGAGGUGACAUUAAUGCAGUAG
Messenger RNA from Sparassis crispa, 957 nucleotides. Its product is annotated as N-glycosylase/DNA lyase. Gene Ontology annotation, molecular function: 8-oxo-7,8-dihydroguanine DNA N-glycosylase activity. Gene Ontology annotation, biological process: base-excision repair, AP site formation; base-excision repair. The coding region runs from base 1 to 957 and encodes 318 amino acids. The transcript has 4 exons. The record is from RefSeq and is a predicted model, not a curated record. Gene Ontology annotation, cellular component: nucleus. Lineage: Eukaryota; Fungi; Basidiomycota; Agaricomycetes; Polyporales; Sparassidaceae.